Messenger RNA from Saxophila tyrrhenica, 2010 nucleotides. RefSeq lists its product as uncharacterized. Lineage: Eukaryota; Fungi; Ascomycota; Dothideomycetes; Mycosphaerellales; Extremaceae. Gene Ontology annotation, cellular component: RNA polymerase III complex. Bases 1 to 2010 code for a protein of 669 amino acids. Gene Ontology annotation, molecular function: DNA binding. Gene Ontology annotation, biological process: tRNA transcription by RNA polymerase III. The record is from RefSeq and is a predicted model, not a curated record. The transcript has a single exon.
AUGGCGCGAACAAAACAAAAACCACGGCAAGGGGGUGGUCGAGGACGCGGACAAGGCAAGGAGAACCCAGGGAGACUCAGGAGGAAGGGCGACAGAGUCCCCGCGGAAGAAGAAGAGUCGGCACAAGAGUCUGCGACUGAAGCAGCCGACGAUGCAGUAGGAGAAGCAGCAGAUGAUCAGGGACCACUAGAGCCAGCAGUACCCUCCAGCGACGUUGACGUCAAACCGGAUGUCGAACAAUUAAAUGCUUCACUGGCAAACUCAGAUCUUCCUUCGGAUCCUCUCGCUCAACCGCAACCACCAGCACAGCCUACUGCUGACGAGAGCCAGAUCUCCACAGCACCAAACGACUCAAUCACGGUAAAUGAGCCGACACCAGUCCAAUCUCCAGCUCAACUCCCUACGCCAACGACAAGCACUCGGAAGACAGGCCCCGCACCAAGAUUCGCCGGCCGACGCUCCGCAAAGCAGCGUGAAGAACUUCUGAAAGCAGACGAGGAGAAGCGCAAAGCUUUACGUGCCUCUGCCGCAGCUAGUGCCCAAGCUCAGGGCAGUGGGGCUAGGGAAGGCUUCAGGAAAGGCAGAGGAGAACAUGGACGUCGACGUGGGCGGGGCAGAGGUGGGUACAUGGGACAGAACGAACGUGAGCGGGAGCAAGAGGCGCAAGAAGCUGUGCCCAGUGGACCGUUCUCAGCUGGGCAGAUCCACAAGGACUCGAGGCAUGUCAGGAGACAGCCGCCGUCAAGCGGUGCGUGGGGAUUCACGCCGGGUGCGGCGCCUAGAUCGGAGAGACCGAGUGGGCGCAGGGCUUGGUCACAUACCGCGGCUCCUGUCAAGACGAGCGACGGGAAGAGGGUGAAGGCUGAGUCUGGACCAAGCACAGGCGGGAGGAGUGGAGUGGAUCGGGAUGGAGACACACGCAUGAACAUUAUCGAUGGAGGCUAUGUUUCAAGCGACGAUGACGAAGGAGAGGACCGUAUGAAUGUCGAGGACUUCGGCAUCAUUGACCUCACGCAGAAUGAAGGCCCUCGCGACUUCUACGCUCCGGUGCGGAUGAUGCGAGUGCAGCACAAGGACCGCGCGCUGGGUAUCAACGCCGAGGGUGCCACGAACCAAGACGGAGCGGUCGCUGUGGAGUCGAACGAUGUUCCGGCCAACGUGGAUGUGACUGAAAAGGGCAAAGGCAAGCAGAAGGCCUCGCAGGACUUUGAGGUCACCAGCGAAAAGCACGUCUUCCAAGCCGUGUACUCCGACUCGGAAGACGACGUCAGAGCUAAGCCACAGAUCAAGCCCGACCCGGAAGCCACCACAACACAACAACACGACGACCCUCCUUCUAGCCCUGAACUGCGUCGCAAAGGCAAGGAGCGCAUCAAAGCUCUCGGCCGCACACCCUCCCCUGGUCCACCAGGAACCGAAUACGUGACCCGCGAGGAGAGAGAAGAACACGCCCGCCACCAAAACGACCUCCGCCUCCUGCGCUCAGAGCUCGGCGACCCAACACCCACCAACGACGCGAACGGCGACGCCACGAUGACCGACUCCGACCGUCAAGACAAGCGCGCAGAGAAAGUCUACCUCUUCCAGUUCCCGCCCAUCCUCCCUGACCUGGUACCGGUGCCUAUCAAGCCGGACCCUGAAGCCGCUGAGAACGGCACCGAAGACGCGAUGCACGUCGACCCCGCCCCACCACCAGCGGCGAACACGGCAGACAAACCGAUCAAAGUCGAAGACAACGCCUCACCCCCUCCGAAAGCCCCCUUACCUUCCGGCGCGGUCGGAAAACUGCACGUCCAUGCUUCCGGCCGCGUGACGCUGGAUUGGGGUGGCACGGCUAUGACGUUGAACAUGGGCACGGAGGCGGGGUUCCUGCAGGAUGUGCUCUGUGUUAGUUUGCCCGAGGGGAAGAUGGGAGAGGAUGGCGAGGCGUUGGGAACGGGGGAGGCGGUGAGUAUGGGGCAGGUGAAGGGGAAGUUUGUUGUGGUGCCUGAGUGGGGGGAGUUGGUGUGA